Molecule: messenger RNA, 4320 nt
Organism: Diatraea saccharalis (sugarcane borer)
Lineage: Eukaryota; Metazoa; Arthropoda; Insecta; Lepidoptera; Crambidae
Source: the annotation of a GenBank genome assembly
AUGGCGUGUGCCGGCGCAGUUCUCUUGGAGGCGCGGCCGUUCAGGCCCUUCAAGUCCUCAGAGGAGUAUCUGUAUGCCAUGAAGGAGGACCUGGCUGAGUGGCUGACCAUACUCUACCCAGAAUUGAGGAUCAAUGCUGAUAAUUUCUUGGAUAGACUCGAUACCGGGGUCGCUUUAUGCAGGCACGCGAAUGCCGUACGCGAGUCAGCCAGGCUUAUUCUCGAAUCACAAGCACCUGAACCUGAUGAUGCCCUCACCUUAGCAAGAGCACUCCGCACCCGUCCACCAGUCAACAUGCUGAUAGCGGCAAAAGCUGGCACCUUUUUCGCUAGAGAUAAUGUAUCCAAUUUCAUAGAGUGGUGCCGUAGAGCUUUGGGCAUCUUGGAAUGCCUCCUUUUUGAAACCGACGAUUUAUGCUUAAGAAAGAAUGAGAAGCAUGUCGUAUUGUGUCUCCUAGAGGUUGCUAGGAAAGGUGCUGUGCUGGGUAUGCCCGCACCAUUGUUGGUUCAAAUGGAAAAACAAAUAGAGAGGGAACUCGCCGGAGAGGAGUUGAGACCAGAUGAUUCCGCUCUAGGAUUGGUUCCGUUAGGACCUCAACCUCAGCUCGUGACCAACGAUCUGAGGAGUUUGGAUGAGAGAGUCAGAGAUUUGGUGGAAAGGUGCUCGUGCCCGACACAGUUUCCGAUGGUGAGGGUGUCUGAAGGAAAAUACAGGAUUGGCGAUACAAGGCUCCUGAUCUUUGUCAGAAUUCUUCGAUCACACGUUAUGGUUCGUGUUGGAGGAGGUUGGGACACAUUAGCCCACUAUUUAGACAAACACGACCCCUGCAGGUGCCGUGCUCAACAUCGCACUUCUCUAUCAGCUCGCCUGGCUCGUCCCAAACACGAUCUAGCAGGCGCUACUGUCACAUACGAACGAUCAGACCCAGGCCCCACCUCCCUUCCAUACAAAACUGAAACGCUCCAAAAGAAUUAUGAACCUAUGUCUCUACAAUAUUCCUCAAAAUUAUACUCUGAUGACCCAAGAAGCACGCAUUAUCAAUCGAGCCACCGCCUUAACGAUGCUCCAACCAGCUUGCCGUAUCUCGGGGAAUUGGACAGAUCUCAUUCUCCUAGUCGAAAACAUUUGGCACCGAGAGCAAACAGUCCUGGCAGGAAAUCUUCGUCUCCUGAUCGAAGAUCUAAAAUUGUUUCUUCUAACCAUUUAGUUCCAACACCAUUGGGUGUGAGGAAUAAAAGCCCUAGGCCAGUUUCACCAGCUCCAGCUACCGAGAGUGCUUCGGAUAAUGGGUCUGAGGUAUCCGAUGAGGGGUAUAGAAGUUUGGGGGUGGUGGCCGGGUCUACGCAGGGCUCGCCGCCAACUAAAACAACGAAUAGAUACUCGAUGCAUAGCCAGAAUUCAAUUGAAGAUGCUGAAUAUAGUGAGCGUCUCGAACAAGAUGAUGGCUGCCACUUGGAUAGGAAUGAAAGAGUUGACGACUACGUGAGCAUCACCACCGGUCUUCGGAAGACAGACUUUUCGGAUACUUUCUAUAGAAACAAAAAACCUGGUUCAAUAGAAGAUAAGUCAAAUCGUGGCAGCCCCGAAAGAAUAGUUGUCACUGAAAACAAUGACUCACCUAGUAAAAGUCUCAGACCUUCAAGGGAAGCAACAGACUCACCGAUAAAAUCUGUAAGAAGUCGACAAGCUAGUCGUAUACCACACUCGCCUGUCCGUGCUAGAACACCAAGCCGUGGGAACACUCCGAGUCCAAAACAUACUGCUAAUCCAGUUCAAACGUCGCCCAAGCUUACACCAAAGCUACCGCCUACAGCCAGAAACACAUGGAACGGCAGAACUGCCCCUAGCCAGACUAAAUCCAAAACGAGACCUACAAUAGGUGCAGAUACUUUCGAAAAUCCUAACAAAUCUCCAAAGGCAAAACUGAAAACGGUUGUGCAAAGUGAAGCGUUUAAAAGAAAUUCCCCUUUGAGAGCCAGUAGUGCUACAUUGAGGUCACCGCCGAAUCAGAAACCUUUAAGUCCCUUAUUAGAGCAGAUAUUAAGGUCCGCUGAAACAGCAAAAGAUGAUGCAGCAGUGUUGGCAAAAAUGAAAGAAAUCAUCAGGUCAUAUUCGAAAGGUGACAACGAUUCUCUAUCUAGAACUAGUUCAAAGGAUUCUGACUACGCUGACUUUACAUCGGCCUGGGUGAUGUCCGAUGGUAAAUUAGAAAGAUCGAUGAGCACGAGGCAGUUGGCUACGCCUAGAAAAGAUCAAAGAAAUGGCCCUUCGAGAAUACCGGCUCCUGUCGCUAUCGGUUGCAGAAGGUCUACAUCCACGUCUCAGUUUCAAUGACAGGGUGAUUCUCAAGAAUCUGAGGACUUAAGUGAAAAGUGACCCAAAUUGUAAGCUGGACAUAUUCCGGUGGCUUGGUGUCUAAAGUCCAUAUAAUGUCACAAAAUCAUUUUUGAAUAAAAAUGUGUAAUUAUGAUUAAGAAAGUUUCGGUGGCAUUCCUAUUUGGACUUAAAAAAUUCAAAGACGGGUACGCAGUUUCUUUAACAACAUUAAAUUGAAACAUUGCUUAUGAAAAUGAAAUAUCUAUCAUAAACACAUCAAUAGGUAUUCCUUAAGAUUAUAUCUUUGUGGCGGUAGAAGUAGAUGUGAGUAGACUUUUAAAAUUAAUAAAUGGUACUAGAUUCUUGAAAUCAGUAGGAUAUACAUAAUUUCAAGAUAACUUUUUUUAAUAUAGUUAUAAAUAUUAUUAUUAUAUUGCCUAGACAACUAUACUAACAAGAUUAACAACUUUUUAUCAAUUUUACGACUAGCAAUUUUAAAUCAUCGUUUCUAGCACGAAUCCACUAGUGAUUAGAUAAAUAUGUCUCAGGAUAAAAAGUUGUAGUUAUUCGCUCUAAAAGUUGGUUAAGGAUGGUGCUAAGAAGAAAGCGUUAGUGUUUUAGUUAUUUUUAAUUUAAUUAUUUUAUAUAGAAUAGUCGACUUUAUUAUGAAAUUUAAGAGUAACCCAGAUAUCAAAAUAACGAAAACAUUAAAAAAGCUGUUUUUCAACUAUACAACUCUAAUAGUUUUUGAUUAUUUUUCUUUUAUAUUUUUUAUAUAAACAUUUACCGUAGAUCGGAUAGAUGAUCGAUUUAUUUAUAACCAAUAAGAUUUUAAAAUAAGACCAUUCAGUUUUUGAACGUCGACAUUAUUAUUUGUAGUUAGGUUUUAGGUUAAGCUUUUGAUACCCCGGUACGGUUGUCGAGAAGAAGCAUUUAAAAAAUCAUUAAAAAAACUAGCAUUUUGUGCGCAUUUACUGUAAAUGAAAUCAUUCCAAGAUUUUUUGAUCCGGGACCAUUGGUAAUUACAUGAAUGCAGUAAUCUCAAUUAUUUUCUUGUUUUCAUUUGGAUUGUGAGGGGCUCGGAGCUAAUAUGAUAUCCGUUGUGUAUUUUCAAUUAAUUAUAGUAUUACACAAGUUCAAAAUAAGGUGAUAUGGCAUAGAAAUCAACAAAAACAUCCGUCGUCAUACCUCAUAAUUAGUAUACGUAAAAAUUGUAAGAGAUAUUUUUUCACUGACCUUUUUAAUAAACAAUUUUUGUAAUCAUUAUGCCAUAUAACCGUCCAUUUAGAAAGGGCGUAGUAUAAAGGGUCACCUGUAGACACUUUCUUCAUAAUCAUGAAUAAUUUAAUGGUUUAAUUAAAUUUUAUGAUAAAAGUGUUUAAAUAUUUAACGAUUCGUUGAACAUUGGCCCUUAUAUAUGGGUAUUAUCUUUCUAUAUGUGUCUAUAUGCCUUAGUGUCUAUGUUAAAUUAUAGUUUGAAAUUAUACUAUAAAAUUAUUUUAUGGUCUACUUUGCUUGGUGUAUAGAUUAUAAUGCUCUGCCCUAUAACUAUUAUUUAGCUGGUUUCACGUUAUUAUUAUUGUCUGUUCUUCAAUAACUUGAUAUUUGAGAUAUCAUGGUAUCUAAAACGCGACCAUGAUGAGAAAUUAUAAAUUAUGUCUGAAAUUUUAUUCCAUUGGUGCUUAUGCGUUCACAAAUGACAUGUUUUAAGAAUGUUAUAAGCUACUUUGCUAUCGCAUCAUAUUGAAACAUUGUUAUAUUGUCAUAAUUAAUAGAAAGGAAGCCACUUUACUCGAGUAUUUGUGGCUAUAUACAAAAGAUUGUUUCCACAAGGUUCAUAUCUUGGCCCUAAUGUUUUUAAAUACCUAUAAAAUAAUGACAAUGUAACAAAGUUAAAACUAGAGGCUAAGUGAAUCUUAGUUAAGUUACUGUUUCUUCGACAUAACGUUACCAGUGACUAUGCCAUAGAAAUUGUUAUAUUUCACUGAAUAAAUGAUCAAAAAU